UCUGCAGAUUGUUGAAAGGGCAUUUCUGCACACGUACUUAAAAGCUAGUUGGAAUUACAAAAAAUUGGUUUGAAUACGGGUGUGAAUAUUGACCAGGCAAUUCGAUUUGAAAAGUCUUUUCUAAGGAUUAACAUUAUAAUUUUUUAGGAUGGUGGGGAUAUUGGAUACCCGAACAUUACUUUUCAUUCUUUCAUUGCUAAUAAACAUCAAGAGUACAAAGGUGUUGUCAGACCAGAAAAAAUGUGGCGAUCCAGAAUGUGAAACAUCAAUUAGCAGAGUACAAGCCAUUAAAGACUAUACAGGGCCUGACUGCCGCUAUUUGAACUUCAAAACUGGAGAAGAGAUAAUGGUAUACUUCAAACUUUCCAGGAAAAGGGAGGAUUUAUGGGCCGGAAGUAAAGGUACAGAUUUUGGAUAUUUCCCUAUGGAUGCUGUCCAGAUUGAAGAUGUUUUAAUCACAAAAGAAGUAGAAGUUCCAACUAAGGAAACUGAUUUCCUUUGUUUUGAUGGAGGAGAAUAUGUCUUUGAAAAUGAAGAAAACAAGCAUAAUAAUCUUGAUGAAGGAAAUGUAUAUAUAUCUUUUCAUAAAGAUGAAAAAGACUCUGAACUGAAAAUGCCUGAAGAUGAAUUCCAGAAACAUAGCAGUAUUGACCCCAUAAAAGAAUAUAAAGAGACUUCUCCUGAGAAAUAUGAACUUGACAGCAAAUCUAAAGGCCUCCAUUCUUUGGAAAUCGAUGCAGAUUCAGAAUUCAAAGACAGCAAAACUGGGCAAGAUGAGACUAAUCAGCUGGAAGAACAAAGCAGUCAAGCUCUGAAAUCAGUCCCUACUCAGUCCACCUGGACUAUUUCUGGCUUUGCCAAUUGGCUUGGUUUGGAAAGUCUAGAAAACAAAGACGCUGCUAGCAUUACCUCCGAAACUACAGAAGAAAUUACAUUCAGACAUAGAAAAAUAACUGUCACAGAGGAUAGUGACUUUGAAAAAUUAAAUGAAGAGGGUAAAAUUGAGCCAAAGACCUCCGGCUGGUUUCAAAGUACAUUGACAGAUCUGCUGUACUAUGGAAGUAAAAAAACAGAACACGGUUUGCUGAACAAAGAAAACGAUCCAGAAAUCUAUGACAGCUCCUCUUUUGCUGGGAACACUGAUGACCACACAUUAUCAGACACUAGACAAGAGGGACACAGAGAUUCUGAGCCUAUUGAUCCUGAGCCAUCUAAAUCAAAUUGGUUCGAUCUAGGACUAAGUGAUGUUUUAACUUUUGGUUACUCUAAGGAAAACAAAGUCAAAGAAGAACUCUCAGGGAGAGAAAAAGCAGAUAAUAAUGAAGAGCCAUCAGCUCCAAGUGCACAAUCAGCUUUGAUGGAUGAACACAGAAGAAGACAAACGGAUGAAACAGGGACUUCUGAAGAACAAAAUAAAGAAAAAUAUAACAAAGAAACAUCAAAGGAAAUACUAGAAUCAGUAUCCAGUGAAGAUGGAAAAGAUGAGCAAACUGAAAAUUCAGAUUUAAAUGAAGCUGCUGAAUCUACCUCCACUGAUCUUGCUGACAAAACUGUGAAUCAGGAAUCAAAACCAGGAAAUCAAGCUAUAGAAUAUAUUAAUACAAAAGCUAUAACAAAAGAGUCAGAAACAACAAGGGACCAGUCAGGUUGGUAUGGAAGUAUUGAUUUAAAACGGGGUACAUCAGAUAAUCAGCCAGGGCCUGAGUCUGUAGAUAUUAUGUGCCAACAGGAAUCAACUGCAGAUAGUUUUCUACCUUCUCAUAGCAUAGGUCAAGAUUUUGAUCCAAUAGGUACCCAAACUAGAAGGGUGGAAAAUCAGGAAGAUCCUCAAAAGCAUCAGUCUUUCUUCUCUAUUAGUUAUUUUACAAACAUACUUAAUUUUCAGGGUUUUAUAGCUAAAGAGAAAAUUGAUGUACCACAUGCAGAAAAGGCACUAAAACCUGAUGAGGAGUGCUUCCAAACUAAAAACGGAGACAAAGUUUUAGACAUAACUAAGGAGGGGAAAGAACAGAUUCUCUUAAACGAUCAUAUUAUUGAAAAUAUAUCACAGAACAGGCAUGUUAGUACAUCUGAGGAAAACAUUUUGAUGUCUUCUUCAACCACACAUAGUAAUGAAGAAAAGAGAAUGAAAACACAGGAUGAUGAAUCAACACAAGAGCAAAUGCCACAUAAUCUGUCAGGAAGGUCUAAAUCCAAAUACAGGUACAGACGUGCCAAUGGUCAGUGCAUACAAUUACAUUGGAAUUGUACUUUGGAGAGUUUGGAAGCACAGGGUUAUUCUAACACAGAAGAUAAACAUUUUGGUCAUAUUCAGGAGGUGAAACAAGCCUCUCUUUUAGAGCUAGGAAAUCUAGUUGAUUCAUCAGAUAAACAGCAUUACACUAAGAAAACCAUUUAUUCCCAUGAAAAAUCUGACCUAAUGAAAGGAGAAGAUGGAGAAACAGCCAUGCUGGAUAAGACUGAACAAGUAAAUAAUUCGCAGUUGCAGAAUUCAGGAAUUUAUCUUGAUAGGAAAUCAAAAGGAGAAACGUUUGACAGAAUGAAUGAUAAAACAGGAAGGAGCCCAGCAAUACAAAAACUAUUUUUUCCCAAGGAUCCAGAAGAAUAUUCAGAUACUUUCACACAAUCAAGGGACUUUCUGACUGAAGAUAUAAUAUUUCUUGCGGUACCAGAUAAUGGUAAAACAGUGAUACAAGAGGGUGAAGAACAAUUUUUAUCAAAAAAUCCCCAAGCAAUGGAAGACAACAAAGUAAAGAAGAUAAGUAGGGGACUAGAUGGCAGCAAUGUUCAGGUAGGUGUUAAUGGACAUUCCUCCAAAGACAACACUGAUUUUAAAGCAAAUAUUUUUUGUAAUACAAAAGUGGAAGAGGACGGAGGUUCUCAGAAUGCUGCUUCAUUGCAAUUUUCUUCCAGCUCUUCUCAAGAUCCAGACUUACUGAAAGUUGCAUAUUCUGAAGAAAAAUCCAAACAAUGUGAAGAGUACCUUAGCUUUGAGAGCUUUACAGACAAGAAUUAUUUACAAAUAACAGAAGAAAAUAAAAACACAAAGGAUGGAAACAAGCUGUCUGAAGAUAGUGUUGAAUUACUACUGAGAAACAAAGACAUUGAAGAAAGGAAACAAUUACAUCAGAAAAAAGAUAAGGAAGCAACUGUGAAGGAAGGUUUUUCUAAGAAAGAUAUUUUGUUACCUUCAUCAGGAGGGCAGAACAGGGACAGUGAAAAUGUAAUAAAAGAUGACCAGUUGUUAAUAGAUAAGCCUCCUACUCAGUCUACAGAAUAUUUGUUGGAGCACACAAUAAAUUCCCUAUUCAGUCAGAAGAAACUCAAGGAAAAAGUAACUCAGGACCAUGAACAUGAAUUUACUAAUACAACAGAUAAUAAGCAAUCUUUUCCAGAGCAGCAACAUGAAACACCGGUGUUAAAAUUUAAUCUACAAAGGUCACAACCAUGCAAGAUUAUUAACAGAAAGUCCAGAUCCAGCAAACAAAAUAAAUGUUCAGUUCCAAAAAUUUUGAAUGAGAAAAGCCAUACACCUGUCAUAGAUUAUACGAGUGUUAUGAAGAGAAUUCAGGUUUCAGACCCACUGUCUUUCUUACAAUUACUUUCAGAAAAAGCUACGGAGAGCCAUAUACAAGACAAUGAUGUUACAAACAUUUAUGAAGAAACAAAACUGGCAGAUGCAGAAAAUCCAGAAAGUGCAUCACCUGCUGCUAUAGAUGAUUUUUUAAUAAACAACUAUUAUCAUGGUGAAAUGAAGAAAAGUGUAAUCACUAUGGAAAGUUUGAAUGAAUUUCCUCAAGAAGAGGCAAAAGAGCAAAUGUGUGUUUCAGAACGUAUGUCAAAAGUUGUUGAGAACAUACAAAGACACAGUGAGCCCAAUGCAGAACAUGAAUCAAACAAACAAACAAAGGAGAAAAAUAUAAACAUUUUAAAUAAGCAAGGAUUAUCACCAGGGGCUACACCACAAGAAGCAUUUCAGAAUGACAGCCAGAUACUGAGUUAUAAUUCUGUCGUUGAUAGUGUAUCAAAGAAUGAGAUUCAAGAUUCACAAGUAGAAACAGUUGGAAUAGGCAAUGAAGAGAAACAUGAUUCCAAAACAACAGAAGAACAAUUUGUUAAGGAUCAAGUUAGAGAUUCAUCAUUAACAGUAAGAGUUACUUAUUAUCACAAUCCAGAAGAACAAAUUAAAUCAUCUUAUCUUAGCCCACAUACUUUGUCUAAUAAAGGUAUAGAUUCAAGUAAAGUGUCUCCAAGUCUAACAUAUAAGAAGAUAUAUGAACAGAAGUUAAAAGGUGAUCAAGAAGUCUCACCUUCCCAACAUAAGUCAUCAGACACUGAAACAAUCUCAUCUUCCCAACUUGAGGUAUCACAUGGAGAAAGUAGCAAUAUAUUGAGUUUAGGUCCUGAGGAAAAGUCUGUAAGUCAGAUUGUUCCUGAUACGAAGAAGCACUUAAUAGUUGAUACAGAAGUGGAGAAAUUUAGAAUUUCAUCUCAGAGCAAUGGGAAUGUAAAUGACAAGAGAGGCAAGGAAGGAGUUAUGAGUGAUAUUUUUAGUAAAACCUCAUGGUUAUUAGGAGGAUUAUUUGAAAACAGGUAUAACAAAGAGUUUACAAAAAAUUCAGAUAGCAGAAAUAUUAUAAUAAACCAGAUCAGUACAGACAGGCAUGAGGUUGAUACAGUAGGAAGUGAUUUUGAGCAAGACAAACACGAAGUUCAGAGCACAGAAGCUAUCAGUGAUUUAGAGAACUUUACAAUAAUGGAACAGAGGUCAGGAGUCCAAAUACACAGCACUCAGGAAAAAUCUGCCACCACAGACUUCAGAAAUGACAACAACCAAAAAGAUGUUACAUCUGCUAUUCAAGAGGCAGAGCUUGGUUUCCAGGAAACUGCUAAAAAUGGUAAAUUGAUAAUUGAUACAGAGUUGGGCCUGAAAGAAACCAGCUUUGUCACUGAUUUCCAUGAAUUGUAUUCAAAACUAACUGAGGAAUCAAAAAGGAUAAAUCAAGCACCUAAGUGUGAAAGGCACCAGCUGCAGCAAAUGGAGCAAGAAUUGGAAAAACUACAUCGUGGCAUCACCACUUUUCCCUGUGAAGGUAUUUAUAGAGAAAGGAGGCAAACUGCCACUUCAGUGGAACAUGAGCAUAAAUUAAACACUGGACAUGAGGAGUGUUUGAAAAAGAAAACAUAUUUACUUCUCAAGCUACAAAGUCUUGUGAUGGACAUCAGAAACAAGUGUGGAGAUCAAAAUGCAGAAUCAGAUAAGAAACUUAACAACGGUGAAAAUUUGAAAGAAAAACAUAUUCCUCCAGAAAAUACAGAAAAGAAAAUACAUACUUCAGUAAAAAAUGACCAACAUCAGCUGAAUUUAAAGGAAAAAUUACUGGAAGAAAAACUACUAACUCAAAACAAUGUUCUUAUUAAAGAAGCAGAAAGGGAAUGGCUAUUUCAGAUUAUCCUGUAUUUAAAUGACUUGUGUGCCUUUAUAGCAUCUGGAUUUUCAGUUAUGAUAUCUCUUAGGAAAAAGGUUAUUGCAGCAUUACCUGAAGACAUGAGACCUGGUCCAGAUCUCUAUGGCUUUCCUUGGGAAAUUGUGAUUUGCUGUGCUCUUAUUUCCAUUUUUAUCAUCUUAUUCCUAACAUGCAGGAGCUAUCAGUCAGUUCGAAGUAGAUUUUAUGCAGGAAGAGAGAAACAACUUGCCAAUAAAGUUGCUGAACUAGUUGAAGACAAAAGUAAAGUGUUGGAAAAGUUCAGUCUCUGCAAAAAAGAGUAUGAAGAGUUAGAAAGCACCCUGGAAGAUGCCAGCCUUCUACAAGGGUCUACCGUUACAUCAGACCUUAAGACAACAUGUGAAGAACUGAGUAGUUCAAACUCUGUGCUGAAGAAUGAAAUACAAUACUUAGAAAAGGAACUGAAAGAAGAGAAAUCUAAAAGAUUAGAACAGGAUGAUUUGAUGGCUGAAAUUCAAAGAAGAGUGGACACUUUAGAAAAUGAAGCAAAAUCUGUCCAGUUGCAAAUAGCUGAAGCCAAAACCACACUGAAAGUAUAUGAGAUCAACAGAGAGAGGCUGAAGACAUUUGUGGAAGAUGCAAUAGAAGAAAACAAACACCUUCAUGAAAGUGAAAAACAGCUAUUACAGGAAGCUGAAGGAUGGGGUGAACGAUUUAGUGAAUUAAAUGAACAAGCAAAAAUGUUUGAAUGUUCUAAAGCGGAUAUGGAGGAAGCUCUUAAAAACAAGGAAAGUCAAGUCAAGUCACUGACUGAAUGCUUGUUGAAGAUGAAGGACUGGAGUGGCGCAAUAGGAGAGAAUGAUGUUGCUGAAGACAGCCAUUGGGAGAAUAUUAAAAGUGAAACUGAAAAUGGAGAGCAUUUAGAUGAGCAGGAAAAACGAACUGUGAGGAAGUUGAUUUAUGCUGCAAAGUUAAAUGCUUGUCUAAAAUCCAUGGAAACAGAAAGAAAUCAAGUAUAUUCAAAACUAAGUGAUGAAAAGAAAGCAAAAGAGGAACUUUCGGAACGCAUUGAAAGUCUACAAAAGGAACAUGUUCUUUUGCAGUCUGAAAAUAGAGACUUUGAAAAUGAAUUUCAGAAGCUUCAGCAGAAGCUUAAAGUCAUGACAGAGCUGUAUCAAGAAAAUGAAAUGAACCUUCACAGGAAAUUGACUGUAGAAGAAAAAGAGCGUUUGCAGAAAGAAGAAAAGCUUUCCAAGGUUGACGAGAAGAUCAUUCAUGCUGCUGAAGAACUGACUACUUAUCGACAGCGGGCAAAAGAUCUAGAAGAAGAACUGGAAAGAACAGUUCGCUCUUAUGAGAAUCAGGAUUUCAGUUUCAUGAUGUGA
Messenger RNA from Pogona vitticeps (central bearded dragon), 6832 nucleotides. The record is from RefSeq and is a predicted model, not a curated record. NCBI's taxonomy places the organism in Eukaryota, Metazoa, Chordata, Lepidosauria, Squamata, Agamidae.